AUGAAAUGCUCCAUUUCAGGUAGACUCAGAUGGGAUUGUUUAGUGCACUUGUUUCUGGCGAUAGCGCUUGCUUCUGGGGCAUAUCUCGCCUACGUUGCUUACUUGACACCUGUUGAAGAGGUCAGAGUGGAAGAGAACGGUUGGUUUGGAAGUGGCGAACUGCGUCCGGAUGAUCUUGCCGUGCAUCCUUUCGAAGUGAAUGUCACACCAGAUGCACUCCAGGAUCUCAAACAACGACUAGAGCGCAGUCGUAUUUCUCACGCUCAUCUGGAAGACUCAAAUGACUUCUGGUAUGGGUUCAAUUCGGACGAGUUGGAGGUGUUUAGACAGUACUGGUUGAAGAGCUACGACUGGAAGAAGCACGAAAAGAUCAUCAAUCAAUUCAAACAGUUUAAAACUGAGAUUGAAGGCUUGAAGGUAGGUUGUUCUGGAACAAUUGCCUAUUACUUUCUUUGA
Cooperia oncophora is the source of this 456-nucleotide messenger RNA. The record is from the annotation of a GenBank genome assembly. Lineage: Eukaryota; Metazoa; Nematoda; Chromadorea; Rhabditida; Trichostrongylidae.